Messenger RNA from Symbiodinium natans, 726 nucleotides. NCBI's taxonomy places the organism in Eukaryota, Dinophyceae, Suessiales, Symbiodiniaceae. The record is from the annotation of a GenBank genome assembly.
AUGGCGGCUGAGAAGUUGGGAUGGCGCAACUGGGCCAAUCUGGCGGCCUACGUGGUGAACUUUGCCACGACCUAUGCCUCGCUGACUGGUCUCUUUGGGGCCACCAACACGGACCUCAGCGCCAAGUAUCAGACCCUGGUAACUCCCGCAGGUUACGCCUUCUCCAUCUGGGGCCCCAUCUUCAUCUGGGAGGGGAUCUUCGCAGUGACUCAGAUGCUCGCCAAGUUUCGCAGCAGUCAGCUGAUCUUCGACAUGACACCCUUCUGGCUGUCAGCAUGCGCCUUCCAGUGCGCUUGGACCUUGGCCUUCGCCCAGGAGAUGAUCACCUUGGCCUUUGUCUGCAUGCUGGGGAUCCUGGCCUCGCUCCUGGCGGGUAUGGCGCGCAGCGAUCUCCAGCCGGUGACCACUUCAGAGUUCUGGCUCGUGCGGGCGCCAUUCUCCCUGCAUGCAGGUUGGAUCAUCGCGGCCAGCGCGGUGAACCUCUGCGUCAUGGCCGAUCGCCUUCACGCGGCGCCCUCGACGCAGCUGGCGCUGGCCAUGCUCAGCUUCGCCGCCGUCGUGGGCCUGGUGAGCAUUCUCAGCUUUGCACCCCGGGGCGACGCCAUCGUCGGGUUGGUGGCCUCUUGGGCCCUGGCAGGCGGAAUGGUUGUGGAAACCUUAGAUUUAGGGCCGAGGGGCCGUGUGGGCAACGACCCUGGAGGUUGUAGCGACAUCUGCCUGCUAUAG